GUGCACGAAAUCAGUGCAGUGAGUGUGGUCAGUCUCUCUCGGACGGUGUCAUGCGGGCGAAAUCCUUCGUCACGGUGAAACAACUACAACAUCCGAAUCAAUGAUGUGGGAGGCAGCCGCUACUUGAAGGCAUCCGCAGCCAUUGACAAUUUGGUAUAAUAAAUAUUGUCUUCUGAGAGCAAAGCUGGACUCGAGCUCCUUGAGGAAAGGUGGGAGCUCUGGAGACGUUCCUUGGACUGGCGACACUCGGACAGUGUGUUUGGGGUGUGCACUUGUAGCCAACACCGGACCAGCACCUACCAAAAAAGAGUCUGCCCGCUUCGUUACUUCAAGCUGAUGCACUGUGUCUUGGAAUUACAAGUAAGUCACAAAGUCUGUUGUCUGAAGAGUUUGGUGUACUUAGUUGGCGCUGGGUCGACCUCCGCACCACACGUGCGCUAUAUGGGUGAGCUGCAGACAGAGAACAACGGUACCUCUCGAUAAGAAAGUCAUUAGAGCGGAACAUCUGUCAUACAACACGCCCGUGCAGCCGACGGAGAAGAGAAGGAAGAAUAUGCCCUAAAUAAGCGACAACCAGAUCCACUGCUAGCUCCAGCUACCAUGUGCCAGUAAACAAGGAACCACAACAUGAAAGAGGACGUACCUGCAUUGGGGGGCGAUCGGCGGAGCGGAGAAACGUCGCCGUCGUCAUCCUCAUCAUCGGUGCCUCUCCGUUCCCUGGCGUCGCUGAUCGUUCUCUUCCUGGUGUCGAUCCUGAACCAAGCCGACCGCUGGGUCUUCCCAGCCUUGGCACCAGCUGGUCUAAGAUGCUACGUUCCACCGCCUGACUCCUGCAACACUACAACUACCCCGAGUCCCAAAGUGCUUCCGACUGCAAGCUUUAUGAAUGAAAUCGAGUCUAAAACUACAUCCAGUUACCAACUCUCAUAUUCCGGAGCUGAGGGCUCAAUGUCUUCCUCUUUCCUGGCAACUGGAAACACUUCCGAGAGCAACAGCACUGCGAAUGGAACGUGUGCUAGUGAAGGAUGCAUCGACUUUGAUUCUUAUGAUCAAGGCAUUCUGACUGGGCCAGCGUUCGCCGCCAUCUAUGUACUCUCGGGCAUACCUCUCUCCCGCCUGGCCGACACCUCAUCUCGUUUGCUGGUGCUAUCCCUGGGCCUUUGUCUGUGGUCUGGAACGGUGUUCGCAACGGGAUUUGUGCAGACCAGGUGGCAGCUGUACCUCACACGUCUGAGCCUGGGAAUUGGAGAGGCAACAUGCAGUCCAGUUGCAUACUCGCUACUUGCAGAGUUGUUCUCACCCAAACACCACGCACUGGUCAUCUCCAUCUACAGCGCCGGAACGUAUGUGGGCGCAUCGAUCGGCAACUUGUGUGGUUUCGUUAGCAAUGUGCUGUGCUGGCGGUGGACAUUUCGCAUCCUAGGCCUCACUGGAUUUUCCAUGUUUCCCAUCAUGUUUGCCACCCUGUACAAGAAGCAGCCUCAAGCACCCUCUGUUCGGGUUACUAUCAAUGGAUCAUCAAACGUGAACGACGACUCUCAGUCAUCGGUACAAGCAAAGGGUCGUCGUUACACGGUGAAGGAGACAUUCUUCGAACUGGCUGGCUCCUGGCCAUACAUGAUCAUCACAGUGGCGGCGUCCGUGCGAUUUAUCGGUGGCUACGCGCUGGGUGCCUGGUGUGCGACAUUCUACCGAGAGCACUACGGAGAGCCGCCAAGGAGUUACGGAAUGAAACUGUUCAUUGUGUUCAUGGCUGGCGGAUUACCCGGCUCCAUUCUGGGUGGAUUCAUAGCAGAUAAGACAAUGAAGUAUGGCUUGCACUGGAAGGCGUAUGUCAUUGCGCUCACUCAGGCAAUUGCUGCGCCGCUAGCAGCGGCCAUCUUUCUCAUGCCGACGGCCAUGAUCUCUUACGUCAUGCUGACUGUGUCCUUCCUGUUCUCUGAAGCCUGGAUGGGAGUUGCAGCAUCAAUAGUCCAGGAUGUCCACAAGCCGGCCGUGCGCUGUCAAGCAUCGGCCGUCUACAUAGCCAUCGGCACUCUGGUUGGCUGUGCAGGACCUGUCCUGGUUUCGGCGAUUCUAUCGAAUCAAGAGGACUGCAACAAGAGCUACAAGCUGGCACUGCUCUACAUCGUGCCUACAACGUACCUUGCCAGUGCUCUCCUCUUCUUACUGACAGGCGUUGUCAGGCACUGCCAGAGAACUAACCUGUCAUCUACACCACCAUUGGACCAGGUUUCUCCUCCACAAGCAGCAAUACCGGACGACUUGGUCAGCGAAGCACACCUUUCAGACCAGACAAGCCGACCGGCUUCUAGAAAAACCAAACAUUCCGCCACCGACGGGCCGGAGGUUGAGCAGCAAUGGCUACUGGGCAGUGAAGACGAGGAUGACGCCCCAUGACAUGGAAGAAGAAUGACACACUUGCCAUGGUACACGAUACUCCUCGUCACCCAGAGGAAUAACAGUCCCGGGAAAAUUCACAAAGUCACCUGUGUGGUUCACAUCUCGGCUAGAUUUUAUUCUCAUUUUCCCCAGCAAUUUGAACUUUUGAGACCUUGAGACAACCUUCCUACAUCCUAGUACCAUCCCGCUUCAUUAUUUAUUGGGCUCUAUGAAAUUUGAAUCUCUAUCAAGCCACUCAGGUUACAUUUACCUUAGAGUGCCUUUACCGAUUUUUACGCUCUAAACAGCUCAGAAAGAAUCAAUAUGUUUCUCCGA
Sycon ciliatum is the source of this 2718-nucleotide messenger RNA. RefSeq names its product protein spinster-like. Gene Ontology annotation, molecular function: transmembrane transporter activity. Gene Ontology annotation, cellular component: membrane. Gene Ontology annotation, biological process: transmembrane transport. The record is from RefSeq and is a predicted model, not a curated record. Bases 628 to 2400 code for a protein of 590 amino acids. The transcript has 8 exons. NCBI's taxonomy places the organism in Eukaryota, Metazoa, Porifera, Calcarea, Leucosolenida, Sycettidae.